CACCCACAAUCGACUACGUCACCAAAUACGGAAAUGAAGGAUUAAAGGAGUAAACAAAAAUCUCUUGGUUGAGAAGCAGAAUAACUUCGGACAAGGUCAAAUGUGCUUGGAAGAGUGUUUAACCUUGCUCUUAGCCUGUUUUAUUUCAUAAAAUGGACCCACCAAGGCGCUUGCAAGUGUAUUGUGCACACUAGCCUAUGAGAACACAUUGCUGAUUGUAUUUAAACAGAGGCGCUUGUUUAACUUGUGACACGUGUUUGCAGUGGGCCUGCACAUAAAUGGAAGCUCCAGUCACACCUCCAUUGCCCCCCAACUCAUCCCUGUCUCCCCCUAUCCCUCUGCAUCCAGCAGUUGCCCCGUCAGUAGAGCUUGGAAUCACCAUACUGUACACUGUUCUGUAUGGAAGCCUCUUUCUGGUAGUAUAUGCCCAGCUCUGGCUCCUUUUACUUUACCGACACAAGCGGUGGAGCUACCAGAGUGUUUUCUUGUUUUUAUGCCUACUUUGGGCUGCCCUUCGUACCACUCUGUUCUCCUUUUACUUCUGCAAUGCCCUGGAGGCCAACCACCUGCCCACGCCCAUCUAUUGGCUGCUCUACUGCUUCCCUGUGUGCCUGCAGUUCUUCACCCUCAGCCUCAUUAAUCUCUACUUCACUCAGGUGUUACUGAAAGUGAGAGAAAAGUACAGCUCAGAGCCUGGUAAAGAACUGUGUUUGGCACGCUGUAUGUACGCCACGUUAAGCGUCUUGUUCUUGUGUGUCAACGUGGUGUGUGCUGUUCUCGGCCAGCGUGGGGAAGAUGGAGGCCGGACAUGGAGUUUGGUUCUGGUCCGGGUCCUGGUCAACGACCUUCUCUUCAUCCUUGAGGCGAUAUGCCUCGCCGGCCUGUUGCUUGUUCUGGCUCGCCGGUCACCUACCACCAACCUUUACCUACACAGUAAGGGUACGACACUGUGUCGUACGGCAGUGCUGGGAGCAGGUGUUAUCCUGCUAUUCUCCAGUAGGGCCUGUUACAACCUGGCUGUCCUUAUGCUGUCACACAGCUGCAGAGUGGAGUCGUUCGACUUUGACUGGUACAACAUCUCUGACCAGGCUGACCUUCGUAGUGAAUUAGGGGACCGUGGCUACCUGGCUUUUGGGGCCAUUCUCUUCAUAUGGGAGCUGCUCCCCACCAGCCUGCUCAUCCUUAUCUUCAGGGUUCGACGGCCACCUCAGGAAGCGGUUAGCAGCAUCGUCAUCAAUAACAGACUUCCCCGCCCGUACUUCUUUGAUGAUCCACAGGGAGUGGACGGGGAAUCGCCUGUUCCAUGGGCCCACAGCGCCCAGCCACACACAGGUUGGUAUGGAUCGAAGGAGACAACUCCACUUCUCUUUGCCAGCAACACAGCCGAAAAUGACCAGCACCACUCUUUCUACUCCACCCCUCAGAACUGAUUCAUUACUUUGGGGGUGGAGGGGGAAGGAGAAGUGGUUGUGAGCCGCUGAAGGGAAAUACAGGAGGCUUGUCACCAUCCAUUGGACCAUCGUGUCUUUGCACUGAAAA
Molecule: messenger RNA, 1539 nt
Organism: Hypomesus transpacificus
Lineage: Eukaryota; Metazoa; Chordata; Actinopteri; Osmeriformes; Osmeridae
Gene: gpr137
Product: G protein-coupled receptor 137
Exons: 8
Coding region: 279-1430 (383 amino acids)
Biological process (GO): positive regulation of TORC1 signaling
Cellular component (GO): lysosomal membrane
Source: RefSeq, a predicted model, not a curated record